Molecule: messenger RNA, 1999 nt
Organism: Durio zibethinus
Lineage: Eukaryota; Viridiplantae; Streptophyta; Magnoliopsida; Malvales; Malvaceae
Product: carboxyl-terminal-processing peptidase 2, chloroplastic-like
Biological process (GO): proteolysis
Molecular function (GO): serine-type peptidase activity; protein binding; endopeptidase activity
Source: RefSeq, a predicted model, not a curated record
AAUUUCAACUAUAGGAAAAGGGCCCAAUAUUUAGUGGGUCAAGGAAUUGGAAUAUUAGCUGUGAUGGAUUCCGCAAAAUGUAAUGAACUUAGGCCCAAUUCAUUUUAACAUUCAUUUUAGGCCCAUUUUAUGAUCUCCAAAAGAUUAACGAUAAGGGAAGGAAAGCAAAAAAAAAAGGGAGUGAAUUUUGUGGGGCUGUCCAUGGAAGUCCUUGCAACCUCUUCUGCAACUUCUACUCAUCCUCAUUUCACUUUAUCUAACCCCAAGAAACCCUCUACUUUCAACUUUAACUUCAAGCCCAUCAUCGUUUCUCAGCAGGUGCAUCCAGGGAAAUUUUUUCCAUUAAGGAUCGUUGAAGCUCGUUUGUUGUGUAUAAGGACGAAUCUUAAUGGGUCUGGAAGUUGUGGCAGUUCUGAUGCAUUUUGUAAACAUGACUUCUUGUUUUACCCAUUAUGCAGGCUGAGUAAAAGCUUUUCAUCUCAGUCUAGUUGCUUUGCUAUAAGUCGUGGAUGCCCACUUAGAUUUAGAAAACAUACAAUUAGUCUUCAAAAUGUGAGUCAUUCUGAAAAAAUUAGACAAAAUGUCUCUGUUGUUUUUGUUUGCAUAGUUGCUGCUAUGCUGCUGGUUACUUCAGUUUCGGUUGCUGUUAACAACACACCAUCAUGGGCCCUCUCUGAAGAGAAUCUCCUCUUCUUAGAGGCAUGGAGAACUAUAGACCGGGCAUACGUUGACAAAACUUUCAAUGGACAAAGUUGGUUUCGCUACAGAGAAACUGCACUUCGAAAUGAACCAAUGAACAAUAGAAAAGAGACAUACAAGGCCAUAAGAAAGAUGCUUGCCACACUGAAUGAUCCUUUCACUAGGUUUCUAGAGCCUGAGAAGUUUAAGAGUUUGCGGUCUGGAACUCAAGGGGCUCUUACAGGUGUAGGACUAUCGAUAGGUUACCCAGCAGGAUCUGAAGGAUCACAAGCUGGGCUUGUGGUUAUUUCAGCUGCUCCUGGAGGUCCUGCAAAUCGGGCUGGCAUUUUAUCUGGGGAUAUUAUCUUGGAAAUAGAUAACACAAGCACAAAAAACAUGGACAUUUAUGAUGCAGCGGAGAGAUUGCAGGGACCAGAAGGAACUUCAGUGGAAUUAAUAAUUCGAACUGGACCUGAAAUAAAGCACUUGGCUCUCACGCGAGAGAAAGUUUCUCUGAAUCCUGUAAAGUCAAGACUAUGCGAGGUUCCUAGUUCAGAAAAGAACUACUCCAGAAUUGGUUAUAUUAAGCUAACAUCAUUCAACCAAAAGGCUUCUGCUGCUGUCAAGGAAGCAAUUGAUACUUUAAGGAGUAAUAGGGUUAAUGCCUUUGUGUUGGACCUUCGUGAUAAUAGUGGUGGGCUUUUCCCAGAAGGAAUUGAAACUGCCAAGAUUUGGCUAGACAAAGGCGUGAUUGUGUAUAUUUGUGAUAAUCGUGGUGUUCGAGAUAUAUAUGACACAGAUGGAAGCUCUGCAAUAGCAGCUUCAGAACCCUUAGCUGUGCUGGUGAACAAGGGUACCGCAAGUGCAAGUGAAAUUUUAGCUGGUGCAUUGAAAGAUAAUAAGCGUGCCGUGCUGUUUGGAGAACCAACAUAUGGGAAAGGCAAGAUUCAGUCGGUUUUUCAGCUAUCUGAUGGCUCUGGCUUGGCUGUUACUGUUGCUCGUUAUGAGACACCUGCUCAUAAUGAUAUUGACAAGAUUGGUGUGAUUCCAGACCAUCCUCUACCAAACUCAUUUCCAAAGGAUGAUGAAGGUUUUUGCGGCUGCCUUCAAGACUCUGCAUCUGCUUGCUAUGUCAACAAUGCCCAGCUAUUUUCUUGAUGACAAAUUUUUUUUCUGGGGAAAGGAAGAUGAUUCUUUGAGCAUUUAACAUUCUUUGAAGGUUUUACAGUUUUAUUUUCAUUUGAAAAAGUGUAGAUUCAUUUCGAUCAUGUAACAUUUCUUGACUCUCACCUCACCUCCAACAAAAAUUCAAUUACACUUC